Molecule: messenger RNA, 201 nt
Organism: Pyricularia oryzae 70-15
Lineage: Eukaryota; Fungi; Ascomycota; Sordariomycetes; Magnaporthales; Pyriculariaceae
Exons: 3
Coding region: 1-201 (66 amino acids)
Source: RefSeq, a predicted model, not a curated record
AUGCCCAUGUACCAACCAAAGCUUGAUUGGCCGGACGCCAAAUUCCUCAACCUCUCUAGCGCCCUGUGUAAGGUAGCCGUUCGACUGCAAAGACCAUACGAAAGCGGUCCCCGCGCACGCCCCGUCACCCUCAUUCCAACCAAGAAGAUUACCGGAAAGGACAUCGACCUUGAUACACUCAAAGUGGUGUCGUAUCCGUAG